This is a messenger RNA of Jaculus jaculus (lesser Egyptian jerboa), 3124 nucleotides long. RefSeq names its product tripartite motif containing 32 (gene Trim32). The transcript has 2 exons. Gene Ontology annotation, molecular function: zinc ion binding; protein binding. The record is from RefSeq and is a predicted model, not a curated record. Bases 131 to 2092 code for a protein of 653 amino acids. NCBI's taxonomy places the organism in Eukaryota, Metazoa, Chordata, Mammalia, Rodentia, Dipodidae.
GCAGCGGGCGGGUGGGCUGGCAGCGGUGGACGCGUCGGAGCGGCGGGCGAUCAGGAAUUUGGCUCUGGGGCAUGAAGGCUAAGCUGCUUCAUUCUGGGCUGUUUUAGCAGGACCGUUCAUAGGAAGAGCAAUGGCCAUAGCAGCAGCUUCUCACCUGAACCUGGAUGCUCUCCGAGAGGUGCUAGAAUGCCCCAUCUGCAUGGAGUCCUUCACAGAAGAGCAGCUGAGGCCCAAGCUGCUGCACUGCGGCCAUACCAUCUGCCGCCAGUGCCUGGAGAAGCUGCUGGCCAGUAGCAUCAAUGGUGUCCGUUGUCCCUUCUGCAGCAAGAUUACCCGGAUAACCAGCCUGACCCAGCUGACUGACAACUUGACAGUGCUGAAGAUCAUCGACACAGCUGGGCUCAGUGAGGCUGUGGGGCUGCUCAUGUGCCGAGCCUGUGGGCGGAGGCUCCCCCGGCAGUUCUGCAGGAGCUGUGGUUUGGUGUUGUGUGAGCCCUGCCGUGAAGCAGACCACCAGCCUCCUGGCCACUGCACACUCCCUGUCAAAGAAGCAGCUGAGGAGCGGCGGAGGGACUUCGGGGAGAAAUUGACUCGUCUGCGAGAGCUUAUGGGGGAGCUGCAGAGACGGAAGGUGGCCUUGGAGGGGGUCUCCAAGGACCUUCAGGCAAGAUACAAGGCCGUUCUUCAGGAGUAUGGACACGAAGAGCGCAGGGUUCAGGAUGAGCUAGCUCGCUCUCGCAAGUUCUUCACCGGCUCUUUGGCUGAAGUUGAGAAGUCCAACAGUCAAGUGGUGGAGGAGCAGAGCUACCUACUCAACAUCGCAGAGGUGCAGGCUGUGUCUCGCUGUGACUACUUUCUAGCCAAGAUCAAGCAGGCUGAUGUUGCGCUUCUGGAGGAGACAGCUGAUGAGGAGGAACCAGAGCUCACUGCCAGCCUCCCCCGGGAGCUCACCCUGCAAGAUGUGGAGCUCCUUAAGGUAGGGCACGUUGGUCCCCUUCAAAUUGGACAGGCUGUUAAGAAGCCCCGCACAGUUAACAUGGAAGAUUCCUGGGCCAUGGAGGCUGCAGCCUCUGCCACCUCAACCUCUGUGACAUUUAGAGAGAUGGACAUGAGCCCUGAGGAAGUGGUAGCCAGCCCUCGGGCCUCUCCUGCAAAGCAACGGAGUGCAGAGGCAUCCUCCAGCAUCCAGCAGUGCCUCUUUCUUAAGAAGAUGGGGGCCAAGGGCAGCACCCCAGGCAUGUUCAACCUUCCUGUCAGCCUCUAUGUCACUAGCCAGGGUGAGGUGCUGGUUGCUGACCGUGGUAACUACCGUAUCCAAGUGUUCACCCGCAAAGGCUUUCUGAAGGAGAUCCGUCGCAGCCCCAGUGGCAUUGAUAGCUUUGUGCUGAGCUUCCUUGGGGCUGAUUUACCCAAUCUCACACCUCUCUCCGUGGCCAUGAAUUGCCACGGGCUGAUUGGUGUGACUGAUAGCUAUGACAACUCCCUUAAAGUGUAUACAUUGGAUGGCCACUGCGUGGCCUGUCACAGGAGCCAGCUAAGCAAACCAUGGGGCAUCACAGCCCUGCCAUCUGGUCAGUUUGUGGUAACUGACGUGGAAGGUGGGAAGCUUUGGUGUUUCACUGUUGACAGAGGUGCAGGGGUCGUCAAAUACAGCUGCCUCUGCAGUGCUGUGCGACCCAAGUUUGUCACCUGUGAUGCUGAAGGCACCGUCUACUUCACCCAGGGCUUGGGCCUCAAUCUGGAAAAUCGGCAGAAUGAGCACCAUCUGGAGGGAGGGUUCUCUAUUGGCUCUGUGGGCCCUGAUGGGCAGCUGGGUCGCCAGAUUAGCCACUUCUUUUCUGAGAAUGAGGAUUUCCGAUGCAUUGCUGGCAUGUGUGUGGAUGCCCGUGGUGACCUCAUUGUGGCUGAUAGCAGUCGCAAGGAAAUUCUCCAUUUUCCUAAGGGUGGGGGUUAUAGUGUCCUUAUUCGAGAGGGGCUUACCUGUCCAGUGGGCAUCGCCCUCACUCCUAAAGGACAGCUACUGGUCUUGGACUGUUGGGAUCAUUGCAUCAAGAUCUACAGCUACCAUUUGAGAAGAUAUUCCACCCCUUAGAGGAUGAGCACUUCCAGUUUCUUCUGUUCCUCAACCAACUUUCUAUUCCUUAGUCUUUGGUUGUUGAUGGUACUAUUGAGUGCACUUGGCUCAUGUCCUGAUUCCAGCUGGAUUGUCCUUAAAAUUUAGAAGCUCUAGUUUUUAUUUAUCCUUUCCCUCUUUUCCUUCACCCUACCUCCACAUAAUUUAGAGCUUCUUAUGGGUAUAUUAGCCCCAAUAGGACACAUGAUGGUGUUAGCCAAAGUUUGCUUUGAAACCAGGCACUUCCAAGGCUUCAGUAGAGAAAACCACUUUAGUCCUUUGCCCCUGUGUUUGAAAUUUGCCUCUGUAAUGAAUCCUUGAUUUUCCCCUUUGGGGCUCUGAGGUCCCUGGACCAUUAUUUCCCUCCCACUAUAAUGUGCUGCUUCUGUGAUACUUUCUUCAACUCUGGCUGCAUUCUGUGUGCAUGCUCCAGUGGGAUCUGCCCCACCCUUCAGUGACAUAGUAUCCCUGUAGCAUGCUGCCUCUGGUGUGAUCACUUUUGCCAGUAUGAAAGUGCACCAUUAAGUACCAACAGGGGUGAUGCACAGUCCCUUUGGGAAGCCGUACUGCUUGGCUGGGGGUCUUGAGCCAUCUUGGAUUGCCUUCUGAUGACAGAUGUGCCACAGAAUAUGUUGAUCCUGGUUGGGUAGCAUUGGAGACUUUAACCUGGAAAUUACUUGCCUUCUGAAAGGACUCUUGGGUUCAAAUUAUGCCACAGCCAAGGAGGAUGGGAAUGGACAAACAAAUCCUAAUGUAGCCAGCAAAAUUCCGAUAGUCUCUAGAGCUUACAGCAUUUCUUACUCUUUCCACUGACAUGUGCAGAAUUGUCUGAGGAAUUGUACAACUUAAGCCAGGGACAACACAGUGGGAAGAUGGACACACCCAUUUCAUUAAUAAACAAUGAACCACUGGGUAGUUACUCUGUAUUUUCUUAAAGUGACUGCAUACUGUUUGGCUUUGGGAUUUAUUUCUGUUCCUCUAUCAAGCAUUAAAUAAUUGACAACAAUUUCA